UGUUCCUCCCUCAUUAUCGUGGGGAACCAUUUUCUGUUCUCCAUGAAAUCUGAUUUCGUCGAAGAAGAUGGCGUUGGAUGAUCUGAAAGUUCGGUUAACGUGUUCCAUACAAAAAGAUGCAUAACAAAGCCGUCUUGGAUGAGAUGACUCUGAAGUCUGAAGUAUUUGCUUGACGGUUUUUGAAGUGCUCGAACUAUUGAUAAUCAUGCAUGUUCUCAACUCAAAGUGUUGCAGCAAAGUGUUCAUUUUGGUAAAACACUAUAUACAUAAUGCAUACAUAAACAUAAUAGGACCCAUCAAUUAAUCAAUAUGUGUAGCUUUAUAAAUAUAGAAGCUCCUCCUAAGUCCUAAACACUUCUCUCAGUCUCUCCCUCUCUUCCUUUCUCACUAUGAAUCUCUAAUUCAUAUUCCUCAUCACUACUCAAUUACAUAUACACAAAUCUCAAAAAAUGCUAACAUCAUCUUUCUAAAGAAUUGUUCUUUCUCAGUUCUGAGUUGAAACAUGGUCGACGUUGACCGGAGAACAACUACCGGUUUGACUCAAGCAGCCGGUCUCCGUCGUCUCUCAGCCCGCGCCGCCGCUUCAUCUACUCCGACGAUCAGAAACAGCCUUCAAUCUUUCUCCCCCUUCGCCGAUAAAGUAAUAAACUCAGGUAUCAAUAUCCAACCGGGUCUCUCCGACGCCGAGUUCGCCCGAGUCGAAGCCGAGUUUGGUUUCACCUUCCCACCGGACCUCCGUGUUAUCCUCUCUUCCGGUCUCUCCGUAGGACCAGGGUUCCCCGAUUGGCGUUCUCCCGGAGCUCGACUCCUCCUCCUCCGUGCCAUGAUCGACCUUCCAGUCGCCGCCGUAUCGUUACAAAUCGCGAAAAACAAUCACUGGUGCAAAUCUUGGGGCUUGAAACCACCCGACCCGGAAAAGGCAUUAAGGGUCGCGAGAAACGCCUUAAAGAGAGCUCCUUUAUUGAUUCCCAUCUUCGAUCAUUGCUACAUUCCUUGUAACCCGUCUUUAGCGGGUAACCCUGUUUUCUUCGUCGACGAGACUCGGAUCUUUUGCUGCGGGUCGGAUCUAUCCGAGUUCUUCCAGCGUGAGUCUGCUUUUCGUAGCUCUGGUUUCUUCUUCCCGAGAAGACUCACCAAGCAACGUUCGGUGAAAGAGACAUCAUCGGCUGGAUCAUCCUCGACCUUUUCACGGAGAAGCUUAGAUUCGGGUCGGGCUAGCGGGCCGGGUACGUCGAGAUGGGUGGAGUUUUGGAGUGACGCGGCGGUGGAUAGUUGCCGGAGAAACUCAUCAGCGUCUUCUUCUUCUGCCUCCUCUCAGUCCUCAUCUCCGGACCUUCCCAAAGCAGAGACUCCGAGAUGGGUAAACCGGAUCGGUUCGGUUUUGAGAGGAGGCGGGUGGAGUGAAACUGAUAUCGAUGAGAUUAUCCACGUGUCAGCAUCGGGUUUCUUUGAGGAUGAAAUGGUAUUUGUUGAUAACCAAACGGUUCUUGAUGUGCUUUUAUUGAAAGCGGGUCGGAUUUCGGAGUUGCUCCGUAAGUCUGGGUGGAGCUCCGAGGAAAUCUCGGACGCGCUUAUGUUUGAUUUUCGACCGGAGAAAGAGCGGGAACCGGCUAAGAAACUAUCGCCUGUGCCUGUUGAACGAUUCGAUAAACUUGCUGAAUAGGUUUCCCGGUCAUGAAUACACAUAUUGUACAUUGGAGUUAUAGUGAUGAUAUUCUUUAUAAAUAAAAUAUGAAAAUAGUAUUAGACUAUUAGUUAACUACUGAUAAAAUCAAGCAUGUUUUGCUUCGUGUCCGUGUGGGGGAGUUUUUUGAUAAUGAACGUAAAGGUCUAUCUAGAUUACUUGCAUUGUUGAAGAAACUGUACAAUUUAAGCCAAAACCAGACAGAGAUGUAUACUA
Messenger RNA from Camelina sativa (false flax), 1900 nucleotides. RefSeq lists its product as uncharacterized. The record is from RefSeq and is a predicted model, not a curated record. NCBI's taxonomy places the organism in Eukaryota, Viridiplantae, Streptophyta, Magnoliopsida, Brassicales, Brassicaceae.